GUUCGUUCAAACAGUUCAAUAAUUCAAAUGUAUUUUUUGAGAGUCGUAAACAUAUUAACUGCAUACAAUUAAUUAUGUUUUUAGCUUUAUUUCAUGUAUUUUAUUUUUUUGGAAAGUAUGUAUAUGGUAGUUAUUUUAACAAAAAAACAGAGGAUGUGAAAAUGCCGCACAUUACAUCAAAAGUAUCCUAUGCAACAGAUCCUGAUGAACUCGAGGAUUACACACCUUUAAAUAUAAAAUUUUGUCCGCCAGUUUAUAUCCAAAGAUAUAAUAAAGUAAUUGAAAUACUUAACAGUGAUAAAUACAAAGGCAAGAUACGAAAGGUUGUAGAUUUUGGCUGUGCAGAGCUUAAUUUUUUUGUUCAUCUCAAAAGUAUUCCCGAAUUAGAAGAAAUAUUAUGUGUAGACGUUGAUAGAUCUGUUCUUGAAGCUAACAAAGGCAAAGUUAAGCCAUUAUUUAGUGAUCAUAUACAUUGUCGAAGUAAACCUCUUGUAGUUCAUGUUUAUGAGGGAAGUGUUACACACAACGACAAAAAACUAGAGAAAACUGAUGCUGUCAUCUGUAUAGAAUUGAUCGAACAUUUGUAUCCUGAUACAUUAAUAGAUUUUGAAUUUAACAUCUUUGGUUGCAUCAAACCUAAAGUAGUCAUUAUAACCACGCCAAAUGCCGACUUUAAUAUAUUAUUUAACAAAUUCUCUGGAUUUAGACAUUAUGAUCAUAAGUUUGAAUGGACUAGAGAACAAUUUCAAGAUUGGGCGCAUAAUAUUGUUUUAAGAUAUUCAGAUUAUCAAGUGACAUUUCAUGGUAUUGGUAAUGGGCCAAAAGGUACAGAGCACUUAGGUGCUUCUACUCAAAUGGUUAUUUUUCAUCGUAAUAGCGAAGAGAAUAGUUCAGAAUUAUUAGGUGUUGAUAAUUUAUUUAAACUGAUAACUUUGGAAAAUUUUCCAUUUAAAAUUGACAAACGUUCGGAAAAACAAAAAAUUUUGGAUGAAGUCAGUUAUUAUAUGAGCCGAUCUGCCAAUCAUGAUAAUUCGGAAGGAGAAUUAUCGCUUAAAAGUUUAGUCUCAUUAUUAAAGGAAUUUAAUGUUACAAUGGAAUCCUUGAAACCAAUCUUAAAAGAAGGAGGAUGGUCCAUUGUUGAUCAUGAAGAAGGUCCUUUUAUAUGUUCCUCAGACCAGCCAAAUACCAUCGAAGAUGAUUUUUUAGAUGACAAUAGAUCAUAUAAAGAAUCUGAAACAUCCGUAGAUUAUAAUGAAUACACAUAUUCAGAGGAUUUUAAUCAUUUUUGGCCUUCUGAAAACUGGGAUGAAGAACUAAGUUUUGUUAUACCUCAGAAUAAUUCUAUCGUAGAAGAUAGUAAUACUUAUCUGUAUGAUGCUGACCGUGAAUUAUCAAAUAUUAAUAAUCCUUCUGAUAGAGAAAAUUUUAAUGAAUGUUCUGUUGAUCUAUCAAGUAAUUCAAUUUCGCGACAUAAUGAUACAUCAUCUCAUAAAAUAAACUCUUAUAUGCUGUCUGAUAUUGGUACAGCUAGUUAUUCAAAUGUACAUAAUGAAAAUAAUACAUUUAUAAAACCUGCUGGAAAAGUACAUAGGACAUUAGAUUAUCAUUCUUUAUCAGUAUUAUCUACUUCAAUAUCGCCUCAACCACUAUUAGUUCAUUUGGAUCAAUUAAACAGUUCCUAUAGCGAUGAUACAGUUACAGAUAAAAAUAUGUCAUGUACGUCAUUAUUGAAUAAUACUUUUCAUUCAUUAGACAUAUUGAGAGAUGAAUCCGUUGAUUUGGAAAAAGCAACUGCUUCCAAUUGCGUGCAUUUUAAUACAUCUUCAAAUGGAAAAGAAUCAGAAUGCACAAAUUUUUUCCAGAAUGAAAUUGGUGAAUGUUAUAAAGAAAAUGUUACAGAACUUAAGCAAGUAAAUAUGGAGAAAAACAAUAUUGAUUAUGAAGAUCACUUUGUUCUUGAAGAUUGUGCAUCUGCAUCAAGUACAAAUCAGCCGCAAUAUACAAGUUCACCACGAGUUGUUACAAAAACAAAAGAAACAAGUUUUAGUCACAAAUCGUCAGAGUUUGACAAUGUAAGUAAAAGUAAUAUAUCCAAAACCCUAAAAUUGGUCAAUCAACGGAUACUUUCUAAUGACGUUGUAAGUAUUUGUCAAACUUCUCCAAAAAAUUUUAAUAAUACUAAUGUAUCGAGUAUUUCGAGUCUACCUAUGAAUGACAGUUAUAAUACUAUAAUAAAAUGCGAUAAGACUGAAAGCGAACUUAUAAUUUUGUCAAAAAAAGAUAACUUAGAAAACAUGUCUUCAGAUAAAAUUACUUCAAAUAACGAUAUUUCUGUCGAAAUAAGUAAUUUGAAUAGCAAAAUAUUAACUUCAGAGAGAGACCAUGCGAUUAUAACACAGGAAUCAAAUAUAAAGGCUAUCGAUAAUAUAAAUAAAAAUAAAAGAAAGUUAUUUUCAGUGAAAACAUACUCAUCACUUCCGGCAUACCCAAGUACUGCAGAUCCACUAUAUGAAGAGAAUGCAUUUAAAUCUUUUCAAUUUACAUCCCUUCCGAAUACUGAUAAAUCUGAUAAAAAAAAAUGUAUUAGCCUCCCAUGUGCCAAAGAAAAUAGUGAUCUUAUAUUACAAUCUGAGAAAACAGAAAAUGUAAAUAGUAUUCAAUCUGAAACAUGUAAGGAUUAUCCAAACAGUUUUAUUGCAAAGGGUAUAAAAUGUUCAGCUAACAUUGUAGAAAUAAAGCCUAAUUCUCCAGACCCUUUAGAAACACCCCCGAAUAGUUGGUCUCCAGAAAUUAUGGAUUCUGGCUAUCCAAACACUGCAUCAGCACAAGAUAUGACACCAGAAUAUGAUCUUUCUAGUAUAGCACAUGAUCAAAUACCUGAUUCAGAAUCUCCAAGUGUAGCGGAAGCACCACAAUUUGCAUAUCCGGAACCAGUGAUAAUAGAAAAUGGUGAUCUUGCCAAUAAUAAUAGGGAUGGUGAAGGUAAUAAUAUGAUAGCUGUGGCUGAUAACGACAUAGAAAAUCUACAACCUUUAAUUAAUGUUUUGGAGAAUGAUCUUGAAAAUGAAAAUGACAUUUAUGUUGUUGAAAAUGGCUUUCCUGUAUGGCUAUUAAGAAUAUUAGAAAUGGCUAAUCCAAUAGAUAUUGACGGGCAUAUUUUAAGAGAUCAUAGAGAAUUGAUUCCCUUUGAUUUUAUAGAAGGCGACGCAGAAUAUUUGGGUAUAGAUCACGAUGAAGGUUUCGAUAGAAAUUCCUCGAUAGGAGACAGCGAUCAAAAUAAGGACGAAAUAUCCAGUAAUAUUUCGGACGCGAAUCAUAUUGAUUAUAAUAACGAAGUAAUGUGUGACACAGAUAGUGACGAGAGUAACAAUUUAGAAAACAUCGUUCAUGUACAUUAUACAAAUAGAAAUGCUGAUAGUGAUGAAUGGGAAAUAGAAAAUACGUGAUACUGUCGAGAAAAAAAUUCUGUAUAACAUAUCAUCAUCAUUAAUUUGUAAUUAUACAAUUUUUCGAGAAUUUGAUUCGUAAAAUGAAAGAUAAUAACAAGUAUUUUAUAUUUAUGUUCCCUGGAUUUUUUUUUUUAGAUAUUAAUCUUUACUAUAAUUCAUUUUAAUCUAUUUGUUGAGUUUAUAUAAAUUUAAGAUGAUUGAAGAUCCGUUUAAGAUGAUCCAUAUAAAUAUAUUGAAAUUAUGAGUGGUAUGAUAAUAUUUUCCAAAUGAAAGUUAAACAAUAUAUAUGGAAU
This is a messenger RNA of Polistes canadensis, 3742 nucleotides long. RefSeq lists its product as uncharacterized. The transcript has 5 exons. Bases 75 to 3446 code for a protein of 1123 amino acids. Gene Ontology annotation, molecular function: O-methyltransferase activity; RNA methyltransferase activity. Gene Ontology annotation, biological process: siRNA processing; piRNA processing; RNA methylation. Gene Ontology annotation, cellular component: cytoplasm; nucleus. The record is from RefSeq and is a predicted model, not a curated record. Lineage: Eukaryota; Metazoa; Arthropoda; Insecta; Hymenoptera; Vespidae.